UAAAACUUCCUGUUUACUAGAACACGUGAAAUUUUGCUGAACAGCACAUAUAGAGUUUAAAAUGCGCGUUGUGGCGCUAAUAAGUGGUGGUAAGGACAGCUGCUAUAAUAUGCUGCAAUGUAUUAUAGAGGGGCAUGAAAUUGUAGCACUUGCCAAUCUGAAACCCAAGGACAAAGAUGAGCUGGACAGUUACAUGUACCAGACAGUGGGUCACCAUGCCAUAGAUCUGUAUGCCAAUGCCAUGGGACUGCCUCUUUAUAGGAGAACUAUAGAGGGCAGGUCCAUUGUACAAGGAAAAGACUACUUGCCUCAUGAUGCAGAUGAAGUAGAGGAUCUUUAUUUAUUGCUGAAGCAAAUAAAGGACGAGUUAACAGUGGAAGCUGUGUCAGUAGGAGCAAUCCUGUCUGAUUACCAGAGAGUGAGAGUAGAAAAUGUGUGUUCAAGGCUGGGCCUAACUUCCCUGGGUUACCUAUGGAGACGAGAUCAAAAGGAACUACUGCAGGAGAUGAUAGGCUGCAAGAUUAAAGCACAGAUCAUCAAAGUAGCUACACUAGGUCUUACUCCUUCAGAGCACUUGGGAAAAUCAAUUGAAGAUAUUUACCCCCACAUGCUGAAGAUGGAGGAGAAGUAUGGACUAAAUGUCUGUGGAGAGGGGGGAGAAUAUGAAACCUUCACCCUAGAUUGCCCUAUGUUUAAAAAGAGGAUUAUUAUAGAUGAGUCAGAGACUGUUAUUCAUUCUGAUGAUGCCUUUGCUCCAGUUGGCUACCUCAAUCUCAGAAGAAUGCAUUUAGAAGAUAAACAAGAGGUUUUUACAGAUUCUACAUUGAAAGAAUUACUCAAUCUUCCUGUUAAAAGGAGUUCUCAGACACUCCAAGAACUUUUCACUGAGGAAGAACUGGCUGAUUUACCAGAGAAUUCCAGUUGCACACCAACAAGAAAAUCUAUUACAGAGGGUUGUGCAGAGUGCUUAGCUGAGUCAAGUGAAAUGGUAACAAAAAGUAAAAGUGGUCAUAUCUAUAUAACUGGUGUUUGUGGAAAGAAGGCAGAGCUGAAUCAGACUAUUGAAGAUAUCACCUACAAGGCAAUGGAAAGGCUAAAAGCAUUGCUUUCCGAGCACGAUCUUGUGAUGAGCGACUUAGUUGUGUUACACCUCUAUGUCCAAAACAUGCCAGAUUUUGCCAGGAUAAAUUCUGUCUACAGAAAAUAUUUUGAUAUAAAUCCACCUGCAAGGGUCUGUGUUCAAGCUAAUCUUCCCCAAGAUGUCAUCAUACAGGUAGACUGUAUUGGAUACAGAAAUGCCUCUGAACCACUGUUAAGACACACAAUGCAUGUCCAGGGCCUCUCACACUGGGCUCCAGCAAAUAUAGGGCCCUACAGUCAGUCAGUCAAGCUUGGGAAUGAUGUAUAUGUUGCCGGUCAAAUUCCCCUUGUACCUGCCACCAUGCAGGUUAUAGAUGGCGGGAUACUCCCCCAGUGCCGCUUGACUCUCAGACAUGUUGAGCGAGUGCUAAUGGCCAUGGGAGAAGGGCUGCAGUUGUGCAAUGUCCGUAUGGCUGUAUGUUAUGUUUUUGAUGAGAGGUGUAUUCCUGUGGCUAAAAGAGAGUGGAAUAAAGCUCUUGCAAGAGUUCAGCCAGACUGCUUUGGAGAAGAAGACUUGCCCCCAGUUCUGGCUGUGUAUGCUGUGAUACCAGCACUACCCAGAGAUGUGUUAGUGGAGUGGCAGGUCCAAGCUAAUGCAGUGACACAGAACUGGAUAUGUAAAUCAGAGACUCUGAAUCUGUCUUCCGGGACUGUAACAUUAGACUACCAAUACUUGCAUGACAGCUCGGAGCCUGGGCACUUCUGUGGACGAUUGGACACCCAUGGGGUAAAAAAUGAGAUUCUUUCUAAACUGUCAGACCUUUUGAAAGCAGCACUCUGUUGGCACAGAAAGCAGGUGGCAGAGAGAGAGGCAUCGUCAGUACAUCCUACAAGCAUGAACCUGUUUUAUAGACAUCAACACAUUCAUUUACAGGACGUGCAGGAAGCAUACAACAGUGCUGCCAAGUCAUCGGGGGAAGUGUUUGCAGCUGCAUUCAUACCAGUUGAAAGGCUUACAGAGCAGACAACGCUUCUUACAAUUUGGCAUUAAUUUUACCAGAGAUAACAUUUUCCAUAAUAGACAAGUAUGCUUUAUGCAAAAUUUGGCCUGGAAGAUUUUAUUAGUUCUGAUAGCCUUUUAAAAUGAGUUGUACCAAAAACUUUUUAGGUUGGUGAUUUUUAUCUUGUAAUAUUUUAUCUUUGGUGCUCUGUAUACCCUGCCUAUAUUAUCAAAAUAAUCAUAGUUUUCCCAUGCAGUACAUACAACUGGAAUUAAAUAUGUACAACUUCUAAAUGUCAUUCAUAUUUUCUAUUAGCCAAAAGUAUUACAUUAUACUGUCCGUUCCUCACGUUUCAGUAAAGAUUUACAUAAAAGCAGCCUCAAUCAACAUUAGUCGGCAAGGGAGAAUUACUGUUGUAAGUGUAUUGAUAUCAUAUUUGAUAUGUACAAUUUAUUUAUAAAAAGUUGAUCACAGUCUUAUAUUCUAUUUUAGGUAAAUUAGAUGACACUUGUAUAAUUGGUAUUUCUUGAUGGGCAAAUGCAAUAAAUAUUGCACAAUGUGAAACUGUGGCAUUCAGUUGUACAUUACUUCUUAGAAAACAUUGGAAAAAUUAUUUUAAAGUGAGUUGUUAGGUAAUUUUAG
Molecule: messenger RNA, 2723 nt
Organism: Lingula anatina
Lineage: Eukaryota; Metazoa; Brachiopoda; Lingulata; Lingulida; Lingulidae
Biological process (GO): protein histidyl modification to diphthamide
Molecular function (GO): diphthine-ammonia ligase activity
Source: RefSeq, a predicted model, not a curated record